Peniophora sp. CBMAI 1063 is the source of this 1512-nucleotide messenger RNA. Lineage: Eukaryota; Fungi; Basidiomycota; Agaricomycetes; Russulales; Peniophoraceae. The record is from the annotation of a GenBank genome assembly.
AUGAGUGCGGCGUCGACAAAUCUAACCGCUGAAGGCGCACAUCCUCUGCUAUAUGCUCGUCUUCAACCCAUCGACGUAUCUCCCAACGUGCCGCGCAUCGACCUGCACAAGCCGAAGAGGUCUUACAGUGUCGGACGCAGUCCAGAAAGUGACAUUGUUUUGUCCUCUCAAGCUUUUGAUUGGGUGGUAUGUGAACUCCAAUGGGAUGGGCGUGACGAAGUGCGCGUUGUAGACAGGUUAUCUACAAAUGGGGUCUGGGUGAAUCGACGACGUAUUGCCCCUGGUGCUUCACACGUCUUGCACGAUGGCGAUACUGUCUUCUUCUCUUUGUGCAGUUCGUCAGGCUCAGUAGCCAGCGACGAGCAUCCACCCCGCUACCGACCCGGCGCGAACUUUGCGUACACCUAUCAUCAAUACACACACCGCUCACCACCGCUAUCAUCUGCCGAUCAGAGUGUUUGGAUCCGUCUUAAUGAGUUGGAACUCUCGUGUCAGCGUCUUGAAGAUGAGCUCGAGAACCUCAGGCGCGAGAAAGAAGCGGUUUUACUGGCCCAACGAUCGAUCAUCGAUGGUCUGCCUGAACCCCCGUUGAUAGCGCGUCCCAACACGGCAGAUAAUCUGCAAUGGACCUGGGAUCAUUGGAAUGAUAUCCGAACGCGCCAGGGACCCUCGGUCGUCCUUCCCGAGGACUUCCGCGAGCUGCUUCGCCCGAAUACGGACAACGUCGCGUAUGAUGACUUAUGGCGAGAGAAGUAUCAGACGUUCAAGUUCGAGUUGCCCUCACCUCUCACCUGGGGUAUCUUCUUGGAUGACUCGGUCGAAGCAUAUCACCGCUCUGGUUGGCCCGACUGGAAUGAUCCAGAUUUAGUUUGGACAGGGAACCAAACGCUAGAUCAGAGCCGACCCUUGACGAUUCCUCCGUCUAUCAUCUACUGGUCCGCGCAAUACACACGUCCCGUGUAUGCGCAUCCACGCUUUGAUCCUAAAUCCACGCGCAUCUAUGCACGCCCGUAUGCGCUCAGCUCAGAUGGGUUCAGCGAUCUAUCUGCCGCACGACAGCGUCGAGACCUUGGGCUACCGGCGUUGGAGGACCCUCCGAUCGUUCGUCCGCGCCGGGUUCUCUACAGCCUCAAAUGCGAUGUGUGUCCGGAUGAGGAUGUAUUGGCAGCCAAGGUCGCAUCUUUGCUAUCGACACUUCGGCCCGAUGACGAGAUGUUGGAGACGGUCCAUGGUCCGCAAAAAGAGAGAGACGGAUAUGUCGUCGAUCUCAACGAUCCCAAGCGGCGCAAACGCAUCCUGGACGACGACAGCGACAGUGACGACAGUGACAUCUCCACAUUGGCAUCGCUACCGCUUUUGCGCUCCCCCGUUUUAGGGCACGAGAGUACCCACGGCGCCUCUGUUUCCAGCUCCAAAAGAAGGAAGAUAUCCCCCUCUCCUCCUCAACCCUCCGCGGAAAUAUCACAUGCCUGCCAGCCGGUGGUGGAGGUGAAUGUGCUCAAUACCAGAUGA